CGCUGAUGGUCUGCCCAUGGCCUAACGUCUCCCUACCAAUAUCCCAGUCCUCGAACAAAUCCUAUCCGACGCAACAGCACCUCUAGAAGAAACCUUGCAAAAAGUCGUCGAUACCAUCUCCACCGCGGGCCGCGGCGUAACGUCCCGAAAUGUUAUGAGGGUCAUUUCCGAGCAGGCCGUGAAGGGGCCGCUCGACGAUGAGUCCGUGCGCGUCGUCGAACUUCUCAGCAGCUAUGAUAUCUCUGACCCCCAUGUCGGCUACACAGUCUACAUGCUCCUCCUCCGCCUCUCCGACACCUGCCCCAACGCCUUCCGCCACCUCGACUCGCACGACUGGCUCGACCGCCUCACUUCCGAAGUGACCUCCACCCCAUCCCGGCGGAACCAGCAGCUCGCCGCGCAACUCCUGUGCAAGAUCUGCGAUACGCGGGAACUGAGUAUCGGCGAUCUCAAGAUCUUCGACGCGCCGUGGCUGGAGCAGCUUGCGGAGCUUAUUGAAGAGACCAGGGAGUUUGAGGAGCAGAAUGCCGAUUUGUUAAAGUUGCUGUUGACGGUGCAAUACCAGUACGCGUUGAAGAAUACGGCACGAUCGGUUGUGCCGAAUCCGGUGCUGCUUACCAUAGAGAAGCGGAUAGAUCAUAGCAAGACGUUGAGCGAGAAUGUUAUCUUCUUGUUCAAUCGGGCAGAGGAGAAGCUCCUACGUCUAAAGAUCCUUCGAUUCCUGGACGCCGUGCUCUCAGACCCCACAACAUCGGGCCUGUUCUACACCAACGAUUUAGGUGUGCUGCUGGAUGUCGUGGUGCGCGAGACCAAGAACGUAGACGCGGAGGACGAGGAUCUCCACCAACGCUACAUCUACCUCCUUCCCCUCCUACUAAACCACCCCGGCGCACAAUGGACAGAUAGGAACAGAGAAGAGGUGCAGAAGCUGCUGACAGGGAUCAGGGACGGGCCAUUUGUGAGGUCGCAGACUCGAAAAUGUGCGGAGAAGGCGCUGACGGGGAAGACGAGGAGGGAUAGCGAGUGAAGCUGGCCAUCCUCGCCUUUUUUAAAUGCUUACAACCGUAUCUCGCUUACAUGUACGCCCAUGGACGUGCAGAAGCGAGGUUAUAUUGGCAGUAUGACACUAUAGAUACGGAGCUGCUUCUAC
Fimicolochytrium jonesii is the source of this 1150-nucleotide messenger RNA. RefSeq lists its product as uncharacterized. Gene Ontology annotation, biological process: endocytosis; actin cortical patch assembly; actin cortical patch localization. Gene Ontology annotation, molecular function: Arp2/3 complex binding. Gene Ontology annotation, cellular component: actin cortical patch. Lineage: Eukaryota; Fungi; Chytridiomycota; Chytridiomycetes; Spizellomycetales; Powellomycetaceae. The record is from RefSeq and is a predicted model, not a curated record. The transcript has 4 exons. Bases 155 to 1027 code for a protein of 290 amino acids.